This is a messenger RNA of Enterobius vermicularis (human pinworm), 579 nucleotides long. Lineage: Eukaryota; Metazoa; Nematoda; Chromadorea; Rhabditida; Oxyuridae. The record is from the annotation of a GenBank genome assembly.
CCUCAAUUCAAAAAGGAUAAGUCCAGAUUCAGACAAGGUUGCAGCAAUAAAACAAAUGCCAAUACUUACGGAUUCAGCAACUCUACGCUCUUAUUUGGGCUUUGUAAACUAUUAAGCAAAGUUUUUUCUGCAGCUUUACAACGUGAGAGCACCCUUAGAAAAACUGCUAGUACCCUGUUAACAGAUCAUCAGCCGUUGGUUUCUAUUUUUGGAUCAAAGAAAGGUAUCCUAGUACUUGCCGCGAGCCGCUUACAACGUUGGGCUCUAUUCUUGAUGAAUUAUACCUUCAAAAUUGAAUACCGCCCCACUCGUCAAUUCGGACAAGCAGAUGGGUUGUCUAGGUUACCACAUGGAUUCGACUGCAGUUUUGAUGAAACGCAGUUAGCGUCUGAGAACCAGGUAAAUCAGUUGCUGGGAAAGCCCGUGACCGCAAAGGAUAUUGCCGAAGAGACGCAGAAGGAUAAGUUACUGAGUCAAUUUCUCAAGUUUGUUCAGUCAGAGGCGGAUAAAGGUUCAGAGCUAUGCAGAUUGAUUAAACCAAAGAACACCUCACAGCGCCUAGUUGUUAACCCAGCUUAG